Fonsecaea multimorphosa CBS 102226 is the source of this 1014-nucleotide messenger RNA. RefSeq lists its product as uncharacterized. The record is from RefSeq and is a predicted model, not a curated record. Gene Ontology annotation, cellular component: fungal-type vacuole; plasma membrane. Bases 1 to 1014 code for a protein of 337 amino acids. The transcript has 2 exons. NCBI's taxonomy places the organism in Eukaryota, Fungi, Ascomycota, Eurotiomycetes, Chaetothyriales, Herpotrichiellaceae.
AUGGCCAACAUCAACAACUCAACCUUUUACCUGCCCCUUGCCAACUGUACCGAAGUCACUCCACGGUGCCCGGUCGAGCACUCGAUCUACGGCUACUACCCUUCUAUCGGUGCCAAUGCCUUCUUCGUGGCCUUUUUCGCCAUGUGCGGCGCCCUCCAACUCCUCUUCGGCAUCCGCUACAAGACCUGGACGUAUCUGAUCGCCAUGUUGCUGGCCUGCGUCGACCAGUCGCUCGGGUACAUUGGCCGUGUGAUUUUGCACUCGAACCCUUUCAACUCGGUUGGAUUCGAGAUCCAGAUUUGCUGCCUGAUCCUGGGUCCUGCGUUCAACUCUGCCGCCAUCUACCUGGUCCUCAAGCACAUCACCCUGACCUUCGGGCCAGAGUACUCAAAGAUCAAACCCAACUGGUACACCUGGAUCUUCAUCACCGGCGACCUCAUAUCACUGGUGAUCCAGGCCAUCGGUGGCGGCAUGGCUGCGACCGCCAACAGCAACCAGUCCCAGCAAAACACCGGUGAUGACUUGAUGAUGGCCGGUAUCGCCUGGCAAGUGGUCACCCUGUUCUUCUUCGGCGGAGCUGCAGCGUGGUACGUCGUCCGGCGCUGGCGAGCACAUGACGUGCCGUUUUCCACCGAGGCCACCCGUUUCCUGAACGACAGGAAAUUCCAGCUAUUUGUGUACGGAUUCAUCAUCGCCUAUGUCGCGAUCAUGAUCCGAUGUAUCUAUCGUCUCGUUGAGAUGGCUGGUGGAUGGGCGAACCCGGUCAUGCAGUUUGAGCCUGCUUUCAUUGCUCUUGACGGAUGUAUGGUCGUGAUCGCCACCCUGGUGCAGACGGUCUGCCACCCAGGAUUCUGCUUCCCCCGUCUGUCAAGCGGAUACAUCCCACCUCGACCGGCGUCGACCGUGUCCACGGCUCCCAAAGAGUUCCAGUACAACCCGUCGAGCAUGGCUCCCACACCUCCUGCCGAGUCCGUUGAGAUUGAAAGAGAGAAGGAUGUCCGAGAAGAGGCCUGA